AUGGAAGAGCCGAAAAUUCUUACCAUUUCUCAAUCUCGUGAAGUCAAAGAAGGAGAAAAAGCGACGUUCAUCUGUGAGGUCCAAGGAUAUCCCAUGCCAACUGUGAACUGGUAUUUCAUCAGACCUGGCCGUCCCCAUGAUAGUCAGAUCCUUCCAGGUGAUGCUAAAGAGGUGAGCGUCAGUCUUCGUGGUGGUCCCCAAGUUACUCGACUCACAUCGCAUCUGCAGAUAACCGAGUUCAGCUUGAAGCAAGAGGGCGAAUAUCGUUGCACUGCAGAAAACGACCUCGGAAUGGCAACUAAGAGUCUUUCUGUGAUCAUGUCCACUUUGGAUGACGGACCAUUGUUCAAUGGAGGGAAACCC
Protopolystoma xenopodis is the source of this 363-nucleotide messenger RNA. NCBI's taxonomy places the organism in Eukaryota, Metazoa, Platyhelminthes, Monogenea, Polystomatidea, Polystomatidae. The record is from the annotation of a GenBank genome assembly.